Molecule: messenger RNA, 669 nt
Organism: Morus notabilis
Lineage: Eukaryota; Viridiplantae; Streptophyta; Magnoliopsida; Rosales; Moraceae
Exons: 2
Coding region: 76-390 (104 amino acids)
Source: RefSeq, a predicted model, not a curated record
CUGAGUUUUGCAUUAGAAGUCUCCCCUUAGAGAGAGAGAAUCCUAAAAAAUCUCUGAACAAGAGAGACGUCGAAAAUGGCGAACCAGAAGAGCUCUAAGAACGAGAAUAGACGAGUGGGACUACUAUACGACGAGAGAAUGUGUAAGCAUUUUCAAAGCGUCGGUAUUCGUCAUAGGUUGCCUCUCCAUCAACCUCCAGCCUUUGCAGGAUGGCAUCGGCCAUACUUGGUGACGAUGAAUGGCCUUUGUUGGCUGAUUGACCUCGCCAGAAGUCCCAAUCUAGGGUUUGAUGCUUAUCCUUGUCCAGGACUUUCUUCCUUAAGUUUGUCAUUGAUGGUUAAGGUUAGAGAGAUCCCAUCUUCCAAAUACGUCUGGUUCAAGAUGGGUUAGAUCUAACCGAGGGAUUCUUUGGUAGAAUGGCCUUACCUUCCUGGAAUGUGUUGGAUUUUGGUGACUUCUCAAGAGAGAGAUAAGCAUACCUUCUCUUCUUAGACGUCGGAAGAUCUUUGCUCGCGAUCUUAUAUUUUUUCGCAUGUGGUGUCUUUGGUGAGAUUGGUUUGUCUUUUGACGAUCCUCCUGAGUAUUCGAAGAUUUUGGUCCUCUAUUCUGCAAGAGUUCCACAUUUGUAGGAGAAUGUAUUUAUUUUGAUGUAUUUGUAUUCCAUCCAAU